UACUACCUUUGAUUCACUCGUCAAUGGCCAAAAUAGAGUCUUGGUUUACAUCUUUCAUGUUAGGAGCCGUGUGUGGUUUCUUCCCAACUUCCUUGUUGUUAUUGAUAACUUCCAAUAUGUUAGACAAGCGCGUGCUCCACGACCUGAGGUUCGAACAAGCAAACUCAGAUCCACAUAAAGAGCAACGUCAAUACUCACCUCUACACCAAUACAAUCAGAAAGGUGAAGAAGUAGCCUUUGAGAUGGCCAAGAAAGUACGUAUCCUCUGCUGGGUUGCGACAGUGCCAGAGAAUCACAAGACAAAAGCUGUGCAUAUCAGGGAUACUUGGGGCAAGAGAUGUAACAUCCUGCUCUUCAUGAGUUCCAAGAAUGACAGUUCCCUACCAUCCAUUGCUAUCACUACAAAAGAAGGGAGAGAAUAUCUCUUUGAUAAGACCAAAGCAGCGAUGGAGUAUGUCUAUAAGUUCUACAUGGAGUCAAUUGAUUGGGUUCUUAAGGCGGAUGACGAUACAUUUGUUGUUGUGGAGAAUUUGAGAUAUAUCUUGGCAAAGCACGACCCUUCGAAAGCCCUAUACCUGGGCUGCAGAUUCAAACCCUUUGCCACUCAAGGAUUUAUGAGUGGUGGAGCAGGGUAUGUAAUAAGUAGAGCUGCAUUGAGGAAGUUUGUUCAAGAAGCGAUUCCAAACAAAGAUAAAUGUCUUCAAAGCGGAAGUGGUGCUGGAGAAGAUGUUCAGAUGGGAAUAUGCUUGAUGAAUGUGAACGUUGCGAUCGUUGACAGUCGGGACGAUAAGGGAAGAGGACGUUUCUUUCCUUACAGUCCCGAGUUCCAUUUGUUCCCUGUCCACUCUCAACCAUACGAAUGGUACUGGGAGUACCAGUACUACCCGGAUCACGAGGGCCUGGACUGCUGCUCCAGUACUGCCGUCUCCUUCCACUACAUAUCACCGCAUCAGCUGCGUGUCCUUGAUUAUUUGGUAUACACACUGCGGCCUCAUGGUACUUCGUUAUACUAUCGUAACUCUUCCAUUGUCAUUCAUAUUUGAUGUUUAUAAAUGCACACAUAUCAACGAGUAUUUUGUUAUUUCUGUGUAUCCCACAAUACGAAUGUGCUAUUGAAAUAAACAUGACAAAUUGUGUCAGCGUA
Messenger RNA from Homalodisca vitripennis (glassy-winged sharpshooter), 1144 nucleotides. RefSeq names its product glycoprotein-N-acetylgalactosamine 3-beta-galactosyltransferase 1-like. Bases 24 to 1043 code for a protein of 339 amino acids. NCBI's taxonomy places the organism in Eukaryota, Metazoa, Arthropoda, Insecta, Hemiptera, Cicadellidae. The record is from RefSeq and is a predicted model, not a curated record. Gene Ontology annotation, cellular component: membrane. Gene Ontology annotation, molecular function: N-acetylgalactosaminide beta-1,3-galactosyltransferase activity. The transcript has 8 exons.